Molecule: messenger RNA, 1161 nt
Organism: Trichoderma atroviride IMI 206040
Lineage: Eukaryota; Fungi; Ascomycota; Sordariomycetes; Hypocreales; Hypocreaceae
Source: RefSeq, a predicted model, not a curated record
AUGCCUCAACACUACAGAGAAGCCCAGAAUUCAGCACGCGUCGGACAUGAUUCUCACGCACGCUCAUCUCAUCAAGAAGGCAGCUCGCGACGCCGUCGUGACGACAGAUCCCUAUCGCCAGACCGAAGCGGGCGCAGAUACCCAGAGGAUCGCAAGAGAAGAGCGUCACCGUCUGGACGAAGAGAAAGGGAGUCUAAAAGGCAGCGCUCAUCCGAGAGGCAUCGCCAUCAUCACCAGCAUGGCUCAUCGUCGAGUCGCGUCGAGAAGCGCGUGGCUGCGGAAUUGCCCUAUGGGGCGAGGCACCUUUCAAAGGAUGAUUUGAAAGGGUUUGAGCCGCUGUUUGCCGAGUAUUUGGAUUUGCAGAAACAGAAGAAUAUUGAAGAGAUGGAUGAGCGGGAGGUCAGGGGGCGGUGGAAGAGCUUUGUGGGUAAAUGGAAUCGGGGCGAGCUGGCGGAAGGAUGGUAUGAUCCUGAGAUGUUUCAGCGUAUACUUGAGCGUGGUCCGCCGCCGCAGAGGGAGCCGCAACAGCAACAGCAACAGCAACAGCAGCAGCAUCGUCGACAACAAUCAGAUUCAUCUGAUGAAGAGCCGCCUGAAGCAAGGUAUCUGGAUCGCAAUGGUAGCGAGGAUGAGAACGAGGAUGAGGAUAUGGACUAUGGCCCUGUGCUUCCCGGAGCAGCGCCCGGUGAUCGUCGAGCCGGCGCCACAAUCCCAAACAAGCAGGAUCUCACUCUCCGCGACGAACUUGCCGAGGAAUCUCGCGAGGCCGACCGGGAAGACCUCCGCACCGCGCGCAAAGCAGACCGCAAGCUCCAAAAGGAGCGGCUCGAAGAGUUGGUUCCCCGCGCCGAGGCGGGCACUCGCGAGCGCAAGCUGGAGAAGCGCCAGGAGGUCAACGACAAGAUGCGGCAGUUCCGGGACAAGAGCCCUGGAGGGGAGGUGCGCGAUAGCGAGCUGAUGGGAGGAGGCGACAGCUUGGAGGAGUAUAAGCAGGCGAAAGAGAAGGAGCAGAGACGCAAGUCGGAGAGGGAGAUUCGGCGGGAGGAGAUUGAGAGGGCCAAGAGGGAGGAGAUUGAGGAGAAGAGGAGGGCGUGGCAGGAGAGGGAGGAUAAGACGGUGAGUAUGCUGAGGGAGUUGGCCAGACAGCGGUUUGGCUCUUGA